AUGAGAGAAGUAAAUCAGUCAUACACCUUGGAAUUCAUCCUCCUGGGAGUUAAUGAUCAACGGGAACAGGAAGACUUCUUUAUCUUCUUCCUAUUUACUUACCCCAUCACACUGAUUGGAAACCUGCUCAUCAUCUUGGCCAUCUACUCGGAUAGUCACCUUCACAACCCCAUGUACUUUUUCCUUGCCAACCUCUCAUUGGUUGAUAUCUUCUUCUCAUCUGUAACUGUCCCUAAGAUGCUAACUGGCCACCUCUCAGGAAGCAAAGCUAUCUCCUUUGGAGGAUGCAUGACACAGAUGUAUUUCAUGCUUGCCCUGGGUAACACAGACAGCUAUAUCUUGGCUGUGAUGGCGUAUGACCGAGCUGUGGCCAUCAGCCGCCCACUUCAUUACAUGACGAUUAUGAGUCUGCGAUCUUGUGUCCUGCUAGUUGUUGGGUCUUGGGUGGCUGGAAUUGCCAAUUCCCUCCCCCACACUCUCCUCACUGCUAGUCUGUCCUUUUGUGGCAACAAGGAAGUUGCUAACUUCUACUGUGACAUUGCCUCUUUGCUCAAACUGUCCUGUUCUGAUAUCCGCUUUAAUAUAAAGAUGAUGUAUUUAGGUGCUGGUGUUUUCUCUGUGCCUUUACUAUGCAUCAUUAUCUCCUAUGUCCGAGUCUUUUCCACAGUCUUACGAGUUCCAUCCACCAAGGGUGUGCUCAAAGCCUUCUCCACCUGUGGCUCCCACCUCACAGUAGUUUCUUUGUAUUAUGGGACAGUCAUGGGCAUGUAUUUCCGCCCUCUGACCAAUUACAGCCUGAAGGAUGCAGUGAUAACUGUGAUGUACAUUGCAGUGACCCCAAUGCUAAAUCCUUUCAUCUAUAGUCUGAGAAACCGGGACAUGAAGGCUGCCCUGUGGAAACUCCUAAGCAAGAAAUUCUCCUCAGAAGCAAUGUGA
Molecule: messenger RNA, 936 nt
Organism: Tupaia belangeri chinensis (Chinese tree shrew)
Lineage: Eukaryota; Metazoa; Chordata; Mammalia; Scandentia; Tupaiidae
Product: olfactory receptor 1A1
Exons: 1
Coding region: 1-936 (311 amino acids)
Biological process (GO): G protein-coupled receptor signaling pathway
Cellular component (GO): membrane
Molecular function (GO): G protein-coupled receptor activity; olfactory receptor activity
Source: RefSeq, a predicted model, not a curated record